UUAUUUUUAAUUAUGAAUGUUGUAUAGGGGUAUAUAGUUUGUGUUAGCAUGUUUCUUUCAGAAUUUGUUUUCCUUGUAUGAAUGUUUCAAUAUAACCAUAUUGUAUUAUUCAGUUUGUUCUUAUAUUAUUAGUACUCCAUACACAUAAUUGUAAUUAUUUUGUGUAUUUUUCUGUUAUAGUGACAAUGGCAGAAAGAAAGAUCACUUUCAUUAGAGACUUGGACAAUAUGAAGGAUGAUUACACACUAAAAGUGUCUAUCAUCCGGCUGUGGAAAUCGUUUUCAGAUGGCAACCCCACUAUUGUCAGAUCAAUUGAGAUGAUACUCAUGGAUGAAAUGGUUAACGUUACGUUGUUUGGAGAUAUUGCAUACCAGUUAAUUUCUUAUCUUGAAGCUCAUAAAGAAGUUGAUCGUGUGAUUGUCCUUUUGCAAUGUGCAAGAAUUAAUGUCUAUAACGCAACACCUUCUGUGAACAGUUAUUUUGAACAAACACGGAUGUUCAUAAAUGCUAAUCUUCCCGAAAUUGUUACAUUCACAGAUAGCUCUAAAUCAUAUUCGGAAUCUGAUGACUUUUUGAAUAAUUACAAAGUUAAAAAUGUUGUCGAUUUGAUAGAACCACAAGAGGUCGGCCAAUAUAUCAUUGUCGGGACCAUUUAUGGUAUUCGCCAAGAUAUUGAUUGGUAUUAUGAUGGGUGUACAAACUGUAGAAAGAAAGUUCAAACAGAAGAUUUGUUCAGUGGUGCAGAUAGUGGUGAUGCAAGUGUCGUUUUAAAAUGCAAUGGUGAUAAUUGUAAAAAUAAGACGAUCUCUUCUGUUCCAAGGUAUAAAAUACCUAUUCGUGUGCAAGAUGAUUCUGGAACAAUCACUCUAACUCUCUUCGAUAGAGAUGCUUAUAGAAUCGUCAAAAAACGCGCACGUGAUCUUAUAGAUAAAAUCAAACAGGCUGGGGAUAAUCCAAGAUUAUAUCCUUAUGACCUCAAAUGUUUGGAGCAUAAAAAGAUGGCUUUUAAGAUAGAUGUUAAUAGUUUUAAUGUAUCCAAUAACUACAAUCGGUUUGGGAUACUUGGCUAUACGGUUGAUAGUAACGUUAUCGAUGCUUUGGAAAAAAAGUUAGCUGUCGAGGCAGGUAGUCCUGCAAAUGCUGAUGAUACAGAAAUCGCAUCUCAUGAAGUAUCUCAAGAAACAAAGUCCUUAAAGGAUGCGAUAUCGCAAACAGGUGAUAAUUUGACCCCAACAUUGCCUGACAAAUUUGAAGCUACAAGUCCGUUCAAGUAUAAUUCCCCAACAACAGUAAAAAAACGAAAUGUUGGAGAUACCAUUGAUGUUGAUGAUUAUGAUAAUGUGAAUUCAUCCACCAAGGUCCCUCGAUUGAAUUCCAAAGUUGAUGGCAACACAGUAUUGCUCUUUGUGGUGUCCACUGUUCAAACAUUGAUACUUCUUGCUUUAUUUUCGCUGGAUGAAAAUACAAAUAGAACUCCAAAAACAAAUUUAAUUCCGAUUUUACCCUCCACCCCAUAUACUACGGGUUCUAUUGCGAUGCAAACAGCUGUUACACCUGCCCCUGUUUUGAUAAAGGAGAUUGUUCCUGAAGAGGUUAUUGAGUAUUCCUUUGAAGAAAGAAGAGCUGGUUUUGUUUUUUUGAAAGUCAAAUUGCAAUUGGCUUGUAAUAUGAAUUGA
Messenger RNA from Lactuca saligna, 1676 nucleotides. The record is from the annotation of a GenBank genome assembly. NCBI's taxonomy places the organism in Eukaryota, Viridiplantae, Streptophyta, Magnoliopsida, Asterales, Asteraceae.